AUGGGAGCCGCGGAACAAAAUCGUCUGGGCCGCUCGGUACCCAAAUUGAAAGGGAAAUCCAACUGGAUUGCCUGGUCAGAUCGGCUGUUCUUCAUCCUGAAAGACUUCAACCCUCGGUACCGGGACAUACUCACGGGAAAAUUUCCUUGUCCCCAGCUGCCAGCCGACCAAGACUUGAGCGAAGUCAACAAAGAAAAACAGAAUGCCCUCAUCGCCCAAUGGAAGGCAGACGACCUCAAAGUCCGAGCCUGGCUAGGCUCAACACUCGAAGACGAACCCGCCCUGCACGUGAAAGAAAUCUACGCCAGCCACGAAGCCUACCAAAAGCUAGAAGCGCAGUUCUCCGAGAAAGAAGUGAAAUCCAACGCCCGAUGCUGGGCCGAGUGGACCAGCCUGAAGUACGAGAAGUCAGAAAUGACCGCGCUAGAAUUCGUGCGCAAGUUCCAGCAAUCCCUCGCGCAAUUGAGGAUGGCGACGUCACGAUCAGGUCUAGGACCGCGGCAGCAACUGCCCCAAUUCCUUCAAGCGAUUGGAACACCCGCGUUCACGGACUAUCUCGACAAAAUCGAGCUGGACUACGCCGGCCCGGACCUGAUGGAGAUUGCCAUCGCCGCGUUCCUACAAUUCGUCGAGUCCGACGGAAAUCCGGACCUGGCUGUCUUUGCAAAGGGCCAUAGAUCAGCGACGGUGGACGCGAACAAGUCUGCUCCCAGUGACAAUGCGUCCCUGGCUUCCACUUCGUCCCAUUUCAGUUCGACGAAGACCAACUCUUGCAAUGCGAGACUUUCCAACGCCAAUCCUAAGAGUUCGAGUUCGGGUUCGAGCAAAGGAAAGAAACGUGCUGCCGAGGGCUCCGGUGAGAAAGUUGCCCGCAGGCCUCGACUCAAUGAGGCCGGUCGCAAUAUGCUCGAGAAUGCUGCUGCGUCUCGCUCGUCGAAUACCUCUCGAUCUCAGCAGCGUGCUAGCUCUCCGCUCUUUGGUCCUCGGAGUCUGGACGGUGGCGUACGUGGAGUCGAGGACGAUGAAGGCUUGCCUCCGGUGAUUGAUGAGAGCUUGCUUGACUCGACGGCGCGAUUUUGA
This is a messenger RNA of Penicillium nucicola, 1080 nucleotides long. RefSeq lists its product as uncharacterized. Lineage: Eukaryota; Fungi; Ascomycota; Eurotiomycetes; Eurotiales; Aspergillaceae. The record is from RefSeq and is a predicted model, not a curated record. The coding region runs from base 1 to 1080 and encodes 359 amino acids. The transcript has a single exon.